Striga asiatica is the source of this 363-nucleotide messenger RNA. The record is from the annotation of a GenBank genome assembly. NCBI's taxonomy places the organism in Eukaryota, Viridiplantae, Streptophyta, Magnoliopsida, Lamiales, Orobanchaceae.
AUGGUUGGAAGUCUCGCAACUUGUGGGUGUUCGAGAAAUUGCAUAGACCUCCAUUCUUUGUUGCCAGAGCUGCUACUCGGGAUUGGGAAGCUUUUGUCCAAGGCAGUAGAUGUUAGGUGUGUUGUUCUUUCUUUUCCCUUUGUGAUUCAAGAAAUCUCUCUGGCUUGCAGAAAAAGACAAAGUGGAGUUCGUGUUGACCAGGAACAGGUGCAUGCCCCGAGCUUGUUCAUCCUCUGCUCCGCAUAUAUCGGCCCCCCAAUCAUCGGCAUCCUGCAUGACACAGCCUCCAGGAUGGAGCUCCGGCUAGUGGGUCACGAAUCCGGCCACCGCUGCUGUUCCAUCACCACUCUCUGCGGCCAAUGA